Messenger RNA from Leptopilina boulardi, 2442 nucleotides. Its product is annotated as lactosylceramide 4-alpha-galactosyltransferase-like. Gene Ontology annotation, biological process: glycosphingolipid biosynthetic process. Lineage: Eukaryota; Metazoa; Arthropoda; Insecta; Hymenoptera; Figitidae. The record is from RefSeq and is a predicted model, not a curated record. Gene Ontology annotation, molecular function: alpha-1,4-N-acetylgalactosaminyltransferase activity. The transcript is spliced from 6 exons. Bases 1083 to 2156 code for a protein of 357 amino acids.
CCAUUUCUACCCUUCUUAACUACACCGUUGUGUCAAUGCGGUGGGAUCACACGAUUUUGUAGACAGUUCAUUCUUUCAAUAAAAUAUAAGUUAACACCAGAAAGAAAAGAAUUAUUUUACAGGAAAUGACCUUCUAAUAUUCAGUGAAAAUCUCAGUGUAAUUGUUGACAAAUGGAAUUCUUUUAUAUAUUGUGAAAAUAUAGUUAUUUCAACAUAAAACGUCCAUAACCAAGUUUGCUUUUAUGUUUUGUGAUAUAUGUUAUUUUAAAUUUAACAACAGUGACGAAACAGAAAAUUAAGUUUCUUAAAUUAUGAAAUGAAUUUUUAAUUAACAUUUGUUUUACUUUUUUAAAUGUGACAUAUUUUAAUAUCAUCUGACGGAAUGCAGUACAUAUUUAUAAUAAUUUAAUAUUGAUAAAUCGUUUUUGCAAAUAAAUACAAUUGCUAACUUACUUUCUGAAUUCAAAACAAAAAAAAAAAAAACAGUAAAGUGAUUUGAACUUGUUACACUGUCUUAAAAUUUGGAAUUUAAAUGUUUUUUUGGUGAGUGGGAGAGAGCUGACAGAAUCAAGCACAUCAGUAUACAUCUCAACAUUUAAAAAGUUACAAAAAGACAAAAAAAUAAAUCAAAGCAAAUUAAUUGCCAACUUAAUUUAAUAGUCGAAUGUAAAGGACAACAAAAUUUAUUUCUUGAGUGAUGUUACGAGAAUUGAAAAUUGAUCUUCCCACCCCAACAAUUAUUGAUCAAAUAUUGUGAUAAAAAAAAAAUGUAAGAAUUCAUUUUUUAUUUUAAAUAUUCGUAAAAUGAUCAAAAAGUGCCAUAAAAAAAGAAUGUUUUACUAUUUUUGACAUAUAGUUUUGUCAAACCAAUUUUUUCCAAUUAAAUAAGAAUAGAAAAUACUAUAAGAAAUAUAAGGUUGUUAUCAGUAAUAAUUGAUAAGGUGUAAUGAAAAAUUAAGAUAAUGGAGAAAAAUAAUAUAAACAUGAGAGAAUAAUUACAUAGAUACAUAAUAUCUAGAUAAAUCUACAUUAAAAGUGCGAGAGAGAAAUGAGAGAUUAGAGACGCAACAAAUUUUUAAUAAAUGUCACAAAAAAUGAAAAAAAGAUUAUUAUUGAGUUUUAUAUGUGCCGUUAUUUUAUUUAUUUUUGUAAUUUCAAAUGAUGGUGAUUUUAGUCAAAUAAUUUUACCCCUUAUGAUUUCUCGCAAUGAACGUGACAUAUCUUGUUAUAUCAAAACGUCUGAUAUUAAUGGACUACAGGAAUUUGACGCAUCAAAAGACAUUGAGAGAUCAAAUUUUGGGAAAAAUAUUUUUUUUCACGAAACAUCAUGUUACGGUGACGAGGGUUUAAUGUUAAAUGGAAGACAAGCAUGUGCCGUGGAAUCAGCUGCAAAAAUGAAUCCAAAUAUGUCAAUUUAUUUAUUAUUUAUGAGUCCAGAAAAAAUUUCCGAUUCAUCAAAACAAAUAAUAAGACAAUUAUUGAGUUAUAAAAAUAUCAAAAUUCGACGUCUUUAUAUGAAUAAUUAUGUAAAGCAUACGCCAUUGGAAGAAUGGUUUGACAGUGGUAUUUUGAGAACAAGUCACUGGCCAAAAAGCCACAUGUCUGAUAUUUUGCGGUAUCUCACAUUAUGGAAAUACGGCGGUAUUUAUUUGGAUUUAGAUGUCGUUGUCACAACAUCUUUGGAAAAAUUGAAAAAUUUUGCUGGCGCAGAAGAUUGGGAAGAUGUUGCAGCAGGUGUAAUUGGAUUUGGAAUGGACACUUUGGGUCGAAGAGUAGCUGAUGCUAGUGUGAGGGAUUUAAAAAGAAAUUUCAAAGGCAAUGUUUGGGGUAAUAAUGGACCAGGAGUGAUAACACGAAUCCUACAAAAACUCUGUGAUACAAAAUAUGCUCGCGAUAUGAUACCAAUUCGUUGCACUGGAUUCAAGGUUUUUCCACCAUCUGCUUUUUAUCCAAUUGGCUUUAGAAAUUGGACAAAAUACUUUGAAACAGUUAACAUGAGUGAAACAAUGGAGAUUAUUAAAAAUUCAAAAGCAAUUCACGUGUGGAAUAAAUUUAGUCGCGAGAGAAAAAUCAAAGUUGGCGAUCAAGUGCCCUAUUCAAUAAUUGCCCAAAAAUAUUGCCCUAAAGUUUAUAACAAUUGCGGUGAAUUUUUCUAAUCAAAUUUUUAAUAAAUUUUGUAUUAUUUGUUUAUUUUUUCAUUUAAAAAAAAUUUUUCUAGAAAAACAUUACGAAGACAAUUCUAAAAAUAAGAUUUUUCAGAAGCGAAAGCAGUAUUUUAGAUAUGUGUGUAUUCAAUUUUUUUUAAAAAUAAUUUCUAAAAUUAAUUGAUUCAUUGUAACAGUAUUGCUAUAAUAAUUAUUAAUUAAUAAUAUUCUAAAAACUUUGUAAGAAAAAUUUAUUUAUAAUUUAAUUUUGAAUAAAAUGAUUGAUUGUUAAAUCAAA